AUGUCUGACCUGGCUGUGGAGUUGACUGCGCCCAAUGGCGUCAAGUAUACCCAGCCCCUCGGCUUAUUCAUCAACAACGAAUGGGUCAAGUCCACCUCUGGCGAGAAGCUCGCCAGCAUAAACCCCACGGAUGAGAGCGAGAUCACGUCGGUCUACGCAGCUGACGCAGAGGAUGUUGACCUUGCUGUUAAGGCGGCACGCAAGGCAUUUAAGAACCCUGCAUGGCGGGACAUGCCAAGUGUCGAGCGUGCUGAGCUUCUGUUCAAGCUUGUUGCCCUAGUCGAGAAGAACAAGGAAGUGCUUGCUACCAUCGAGACCUGGGACAAUGGCAAGCCCUACUCAGUUGCCCGCGAUGAGGACUUGGGUGAGGUCGCCGGCACUCUCAAGUACUACGCAGGUUACGCAGACAAGGUCCAUGGUCAGGUCAUUGACACCACACCGGACAAGCUCGCCUACACAAUUCGCGAGCCCAUUGGCGUCUGCGGCCAAAUCAUCCCAUGGAACUACCCUCUGGCCAUGGCGGCAUGGAAGCUGGGCCCGGCUCUGGCUUGCGGCAACACUGUUGUUCUCAAGGCGGCAGAGCAGACCCCACUCUCUAUCCUUUACUUUGCCAACCUGAUCAAGGAGGCUGGAUUCCCGCCCGGCGUUGUCAACAUCAUCAACGGCCACGGUCGCAAGGCUGGUGCCGCUCUCGCUUCGCAUCCCGAUGUCGACAAGAUUGCUUUCACUGGAAGCACUCAAACUGGCCGUGAGAUCAUGAAGAUGGCUGCGGUUAACUUGAAGAACAUCACCCUGGAGACGGGCGGCAAAUCGCCGCUCCUCGUCUUCGACGACGCCGACCUCGAUCAGGCUGUCAAGUGGGCGCACAUUGGCAUCAUGUCCAACCAGGGCCAGAUCUGCACGGCCACCUCCCGCAUCCUCGUCCAGGAAGGCGUAUACGACAAGUUCGUUGCGGCUUUCAAGGACCACGUGAAGGCGACGAGCACGGUUGGCGAUCCCUUCCAAGACUCGACCUUCCAGGGCCCGCAAGUCACCAAGGCGCAGUAUGAGCGCGUGCUGUCGUACAUCGAGCAUGGAAAGUCGGAGGGCGCCACUCUUGUUGCCGGCGGUGAGCCGCACAAGAACGCCAACGGCAAGGGCUUCUUCGUCGCCCCCACGAUCUUCUCGGAUGUGAAGCCUGAGAUGAAGAUUUUCCGCGAGGAGGUCUUUGGGCCGUUUGUCGUCAUCACGUCGUUCAAGGCAGAGGAGGACGCGGUCGAUCAUGCCAACGACUCGACGUACGGCCUUGGCAGCGCUGUCUUCACCAAGGACAUCACCAAGGCGCACCGCGUGGCGCGCAAGAUCGAGGCGGGCAUGGUCUGGAUCAACAGCAGCAACGACAGCCACUACGCGAUUCCGUUUGGCGGUGUGAAGCAGAGCGGGAUUGGACGCGAGCUGGGCGAGGCCGGGCUGGAUGCGUAUACGAACAAAAAGGCGGUUCACGUCAAUCUGGGUACGUGGAUAUGA
This is a messenger RNA of Diplodia corticola, 1506 nucleotides long. Its product is annotated as aldehyde dehydrogenase. Bases 1 to 1506 code for a protein of 501 amino acids. NCBI's taxonomy places the organism in Eukaryota, Fungi, Ascomycota, Dothideomycetes, Botryosphaeriales, Botryosphaeriaceae. Gene Ontology annotation, molecular function: oxidoreductase activity, acting on the aldehyde or oxo group of donors, NAD or NADP as acceptor. The record is from RefSeq and is a predicted model, not a curated record. The transcript is spliced from 5 exons.